GCCAUUCUUUACCAUUUUCAAAUGGUCACUAUGAUAAACAUCCGAAUGAAGCAGUGAAAAAUGAAGAGCUCACUUAUAACAGUGGCGCGAUGUCAAUACACCCAUGGCCCAUUUGGAGAGCCAUCGGUAAAGCAAUAAGUACGCCCAUUUGCAAAAUGUUUAGUUGGUUAUUAAAUCGCUGUAUGACACGAACUUUAAAGUCAUCAACGGCAGAAUUUGAAAUGUGCAGUAGAUGCGACAAGAAUCAACAACAACUAGAAACAUACAUGUCGCCCCAUGUGAGAAGUGUUUUUUACAGAGGAGAAAGGGAAUUUCAACCUUUGCUGCCUGGCAUUGUAAAAUUUAAGUAUUUAAUUCUUAAUUAUAAAAAAAUUAUAACGUGUUUGAUUGGAACAAUUAGUGCAACUAUUUAUAUCCUGAAGAUCAGUGUCAAUACCAGAGCAGAUAUAUAUACUGCUGUGUUGGGUAAUCCACCAAAUUUACACAAUACAGUAAAAAUAGAGUCAAAUUUAAGCUCAUCGGCUAAAAAUGCAGUCGUGCCUCAUUUAGUACUAGACACAUUGUACUCAAAUGUGAAUGAAAAGCUUGCAUCUAUAGAAUUUAAAUAUGCGCUUGUUGAUCCUAUAAUAAUUGGAUCUAUAGGAUUGACUUUUUUAUCAGCACAAGGAACAUCUGCUAAUGCAUCUGCCUCUAUUUAUUUCGCUUCCAACACUAUGCAGUAUUUUAUUGACGUUCGGAAAGCAGAUAAGAGCACAUCAAAUAUAAUAUUGUUAUAUUUGCAUCUCUUUAAUGGCUACCGCAGUCAUAUCCCUAGUGUUAGUGUGAAGGUGAAAAAAUUUCGGUGAACCUCUUGAAAUAAAAAUUAAGUGUUAAAUUUUAAAGCGUACUAUAAGCGAAAAGUUAAUAAUAUUUAGUAAUAAAUAACUUUAGCGAUAAACAGGUAAAACAAAUUUUUGAAAAACAGUAUAUGCACUCAAAUUAUGAAAUUAAUGCUAAAAGUAUAAAUCUGAAGUUGUGCAUACAUUUCAUAUAAGUUUUUUGUAAAUACAUUCGAACCUAAGUGUGUGUAAAUGACACACAUUCACGCCUACAACACACAUGCAAGCGUGCGUGUAUAUGGACUCAUAUACUUAUUCAAUGUCACAUGAAUAACCUCCAUACUUGCGUUAAGAAUUUUUAGUACAUGUAUUUACGAGUAAGUUGUGGGCUUAUAACUAAGAUCACAAUGGCAAAAUGGAACUCACUAUCGUAUACAGGAUUUGCUUUCCCAAUUUUAUGUUGUUCAUUACUAACGCAUAAUAAUUUAUUUGCAAUCUUAUUAAACAAAGCGGAAUCCCCGAGUCCUAGAUUCCGAUGCCGUAAUAAAGUGUACAAAGGGUUGACACGGAAUCAAAUUUGUUGUUGUUGACGAAAUGCGUUAAAGGAAUUCGAUUUCAUAUCAAAUUCUAAAAUCAGCUUACGAGUUCCGAUUUAAUAACGCAAUGUGUAACCGUUUGGCUUGACAUCAGAAACUGGCAUUAUAACGAUAACGAUACUAUUUAAACUCGAUCACUAUCGAAGACUCGAAAACAAUUUCGGUACGGUAUUUAAUUUAGAUUUCAUACCUUUAUACAAUAUGUUUCCACCAAAGCCAAACCAUAGGUUUGAGAGAAUUGCCAACUGUUUCCACUGCGUGUUUGAUGGAAGUUGUGUUUACUUUGUAAGUCGUUUGUUUACGUAUAUCUGAAAAUGUGUAUAUAUGUAUAUCUAAAUUUUAGACGCCGGCAGCCAAUCAAAUAGUCUCGAUAUUGACAAGCUGCAAAACAUUGUUGCCAUGUUUUGAUAAGAAUGGAAAAACAAAAGGGAAAAAUCACCUAAGUAAACAUUAUUGUCUCCAUUCAAUAUCAAAAUACAUGCAAACCCAGCACUAUCAGGUAAAUUGCAACGUAUAAUUUUAAGUUUAUUCCAAUAAAAAUUAUUUUUGGACAAA
Messenger RNA from Anastrepha ludens (Mexican fruit fly), 1969 nucleotides. RefSeq lists its product as uncharacterized. Lineage: Eukaryota; Metazoa; Arthropoda; Insecta; Diptera; Tephritidae. The transcript has 2 exons. The record is from RefSeq and is a predicted model, not a curated record. The coding region runs from base 90 to 845 and encodes 251 amino acids.